Struthio camelus australis is the source of this 5776-nucleotide messenger RNA. The record is from RefSeq and is a predicted model, not a curated record. NCBI's taxonomy places the organism in Eukaryota, Metazoa, Chordata, Aves, Struthioniformes, Struthionidae.
GCUGGUCUGACCUGUGGAUCGCUCUGAAAGAAAUAAACCAGACUGCCGCUCUUCAGGCCAAGGACCCUUGUCAUCCAUAAGAGCAGCAAUCAAGAGAUUCAAAUGAUUUUUAUGGAGCUGGAUUAGGAGACACGGGAUUAUGCCAGAAAUUCUUGAGACUUUUCCGGCAUACCUGCUGCCUCCUAGGUGGAUCAGCAAGCCUGAGCACGCUUCUCUGAGAGGUCACUCAUGAAUAGUGCACAUCAAAAAUGCCCCGUGGAAGAGCUUCUCGGACCUCUAGCCACAGUGAGCAGCAGAGGGAUAGAAGGCGUCCUGAAAUUACAAUAGUUGCUGCUGAACCCCUCCGGCCAUCCUCCUGGUUUCCGGGUGCAAGCCCUGUCACUCCCCAGGCAUUAGGGUUCCCUGCUGCUUCGUCUCAUGCUCAGUGGAGAACAAAUGAGCUUAUUCCGGCUGAGCUUCCACCAUCUUAUGAGCAGGUGAUAAAAGAAAUCAAUCAAGUGCAAGUCAAUACAACAAAUAACAAUAAUGCUGCUGCUCCUAGACAUACCACUACUUCUGCAACACAAACGGACUUUCCAGAGGAAUUAAUCAGCCGUUUUCCAGGAAGUAAUGUAAAAACCUGUCUGCCUACAUGCUGGGAAUCUGCAAGCUAUCCAGCAGGGCAGAGUCCUCUCAAACCUCCUAGGCCUUCUGCAUCUCUCCUGAAUAGGUCAUCUUCAGAAAAUGAGACUCCCUUAAUAGUCUUUGAAAUUUCUGAAGGUCAGAGGUGCCAAGAAAAUCCCAGUGCUGUGAUACGUCCUGUGCCAAAGCCAAGAUCAAAAAGCAAUCUUAGACCUGUGGUCAAAAAUACUGAAAGUAGAAUACGAGACAAUGGGGAAGUGAAUCAGUCUACUGCAAAAAGGCAACAGCCUUCAGCUCAGCAGUCAUCUCUCUUAGAUGAUAGCCUACUGGACAAUCACUUGGCAAGGGACAGCAUGAGUACAGAAAAGAGCCAAAAUAGUAUUGUUUCACGGAUCAAAGCUUUUGAAUCCCAAGCAACUAACGAUACCUCAGGAUCAUCCAAAAAGCCAGAAGUUGCUCCACGAUCAUUCACCCCAAGGCCUGUAACUGCAAAGAAACCAGUAGUUGCUCCGAAGCCAGGAGCAAGCAGAGUUUCAGGAGAUUGGGAUUCAUGGACGGAAAGCAAAUCAACACCUUCUUCCAAGGAAUUGCAGCCUCAGCCUGAAGUAGUUGGGAGCAGUGUUGUAACCAAACCUGAACUGCCAAAAAAACCAAAACCUGGCCUUGUAAAAGGUGUUAGUAGUGAUUUUGUUGAUGCAAGGAGUGGAUCAGUUGCAGAGAACAGUGAUGGACAAAAGAAAUUUCCUGUUCCUGCUCCAAGGCCACUUGUUCCCAAAAAGUCACGUUAUGUAGAAAAUCCUGCCCUUUCUUUGGCUUCACUAAAACCAAUUACUGCUGCUCCCCGUCUUUCUGUAUCUGCCCAAGAAAAAGCUUUCAAGUCUCUGGGGGAGUCACCGGCAACCAACUCCUCAGCGCCUGCUUUGCAAAAUAAGCUAGAUGUGGAAGGAGAUCUGAUCAGUUUUGAUGAUGAUAUUUUACCUCUAAGUCCAGUUUGUGUAGUUAAAGAUAGCAGCAGUUCUGAAGCAGCAGCAGAUCCAUUUCAAUUCCUCUCCAAAAGUGAGCCUGCAAAGGAACAGGCAGUUCAACCAGCUUUAGCCCGGAAACCCACUGUUAUCCGAAUCCCAGCUAAACCCGGGAAAUCCUUGAAUGAAAUCCCACAUAGCCCUCCACCACUUCCUGCUGCAAAGCCUAUUGGGAACACCUCUGAUAUCACAGGGGGAAAACCCAGCCAUGGUGAUCAAGUGAAAAAAGUGGAGUCAGAUCAUUUGGAACAGGCUGGAACACCUCACCUAGAACCUGCGCUGCCCCCAAGGCCUGUGGAUGGAAAGAUUAUACCGGCUCGACCUCCCCCACCUAAAGGUGUUCCUGGAAGGCCACCUCCACCAAAACUCUCUGCAGUCAAGACCUUCUCCCAAAAGGACCCUCUUUCCUGUUCCACUUCUGACAUCGCUUGUGAUAAAAAAAACAGCAAGUUCAGACUGGGACCCAAGAGAGCAAAGAGCCAAGUCUUAAAAAAUCAAGAUCCAGCAUUACCUCCUAGGCCUAAACCGGGUCAUCCUCUCUACAAUAAAUACAUGCUAGCUGUGCCUCAUGCGGUUGCCAAGGAAAACUUUCUUCCCAGGAACCAUGGAGAACUGUCCUGUAAGGUUCUCACUUCCCUUGCUGAGCAUCUGAAAAGUGGGCAAAAGGAUUCAAACAAUCCUCCAAAGGUUUCUGACGCAAAUGCGCCUCAUGCUGUAGUUUUGCAUGAUUUUCGUGCGGAGCACGCUGAUGACCUGGCCCUUCAUUCUGGAGACACCGUUUCUCUUCUGGAGAAAAUCGAUGCUGAGUGGUACAGAGGAAAAUGUGGGAAUCGCACAGGGAUGUUUCCUGCCACCUUUGUUAAAGUAGUUAUUGAUGUUCCAGAAGAAAGCACCAGGAAAAAAAUACUCUGUUCAUCACAUUGUAUUAGAGGCCCAAGAUGUGUUGCACGAUUUGAGUAUAUUGGAGACCAGAAAGAUGAGCUCAGUUUUUCAGAAGGUGAAACUAUUAUCCUUAAAGAAUAUGUAAAUGAAGAAUGGGCCAAAGGAGAGCUCAGAGGCACAUCUGGAAUUUUCCCCUUGAAUUUUGUGGAAGUAAUUGAAGAUCUGCCUGAAACAGGUAUAGGAGCAUCACUGAAGAACAAGGUGGAGGUUUCCUCUUCCCUUCCUCAGAACAACAGACAUUCAGUAGAGUGGUGUGAAGCACUUCAUGAUUUUACAGCAGAAACCAAAGACGAUUUAUCCUUUAAAAAGGGAGACUGCAUCCAAAUCCUGGAACAAGUAGAUUCAGAGUGGUACAGAGGAAGACUGAAUGAAAAGGAAGGGAUUUUCCCAGCAGUUUUUGUUCAGACCUGCUCAGCCAGGAUAGAGCUGUCACAAUCUCGAAGAGGGAAAAAAGGAAAAGCCAAAGCUCUUUAUGAUUUUCAUGGAGAAAAUGAAGAUGAGCUUUCAUUCAAAGCAGGUGAUACGAUAACAGAGCUGGAAUCGGUAGAUGAGGACUGGAUGAGUGGAGAGCUGCAAGGAAAAUCUGGGAUAUUUCCCAAAAACUUUGUUCAGAUUUUAAAAACAUCAUAAAGUGUUGCCUGCCUUCAUGCUCCCUGCAUGUGGGAGAGACUUUGUUGCAAAGGCACAGCAAACAAGGACUUCGCUAUAUUGUGACUAUCAGAAUGUUUUGCACUACUUUUUUCUAGGCAGUCAUAUCAGUAUCUUGAAGUCAAAUAAGAAAAUUUUAGUCUUUUGUGACGGUGUAUUUAGUCAUGCUUCAUGAAUGCUCUGAGAGCAAACAAAAGCAGGAUUUUUAGCAGAUUCCAACUUGGGAAGUACUGUGGUAAAGGACUAUUUUAACUUAAAUUCUUAACUUGUUCUUAACAUUCUACUAAGUUUACUAUCUGGUAUUACAUUUAUCAUGUAUAAAAAGUCUGCAUAAAGUAAGCUGCUUUGGGCUUCCUUAAAAACUGUUUCUUAAAUCUAAAUUUAAAAAAUAGUUUUAAAGAUAUAAUUACAGCAUUCAGUAUGUAGAUCAAGUUCAAUAUUCAGGUUUUAUUACUGCUUGACUUCCACAUUAGCAGUAGAAUCCACUUGUUUUAUGGCUUAGAGGAUAAGGAAGAUAACUUAUCUCAGUAGAAAAUUAUCAAAUCUAAUAAGGAUAGAGGAAAAACUCAGAAGUCAAUCCUUGUGUGUAGUAUUCUUCUGUUCUUAAAUUUUACUUUUCUGAUCCCCCUCUAUGAACAAUUCAGUCUAAGUGUUUUGCCUCCUGAUAGCGUUCAAACCAGUGUGAGUCCUCUCUCAAACCUUUUUUCCCUUCCCACGCAAUCUUUUGCGGAUGUAGGUUGUUUUUUCUACAAUCUACUGUUCUUCAAGCACUGUCAUACCUUUCUUCUCACAGCUGAGGUUAGCUGAAGAAGCAGUGUCCAUCACAAACUUCCUCAGAUCCCCUCUCUGCAGCAGUUACGCUAUUUCAGCUAUUUGUCCCCUCCCUCCUCCUGUACCUACAGGAGCCAGUCUUCACUCAGUCUGCGUUUCAUUUCUCACUCAAGCACUGGAACAUACUUCAGCAAUACUAUUCCUGUCCUUAACAGGAAGGAUAUUAAACAGCCUCAGUUUUAGCUUUCAGCAGCCCCAGGGAUUAGUUUUCAGUUUGGUAUGGUACCACAUACCUGCUAUACUGAACAUCAUUAUAAAUGGUCUGUCAAGGCUUUAAGGAAAAAAAAAAAACAGCUGAGGAGAAGUUACUUCAAGAAGCUCUAACAAAACAAUUUAGUAAAAGUCAAUAGUGCAACUUGAGCUACAUAAAUUAAAACAAACAUGACUGAGAUAGCUUCAGAUUAUAGGAACUUUGAGAAGUAAACUUCUUUUUAUGACACUUGGCUCCAAACAAACUAGUUUGAAUGUGUCUUGAUUAAUAGCUAACUUAUCAGACAGGAAUAUACAAAAAAAAAAAAAAUUAUGCUGCAGUUGGCUCUUUCAGUGUUUACAGUAUUCCAUUGCUUUUGUACCAUACAAAAAAAAGGAAACAGCAAGUUGUUAGCACAAGUCCUUACCUCAGUGAUGCAGGUGAGCUCUUUCACAAGAAAGAAACACUUUUUUUGCAGGCCUGGAAAGUUCAGGCUGCCAAAAGGGCCGGUAGUUGAGUGGCAACGGGAGAUAGCAGAAACUAGAAUCAUCGUAAUUGACCUUGGGAUAGUUUGAUUUAGUCAGGUAUCUGCUUAAAGCUUUACUGAUGGGCGAUCCAGGUAUGGCAACAAAUACAUACAGCUACCGUAGGCUGGGGUGCAUCUAUAUUGGUGUUUAACUGUGGGUGAGAGAGGGAGCCCUUGAGGAUAGCCCUCUCCACCCAGUGCACUGUGUUUCCUGCAGCAGCAGGCACAAGCUUUCAGCCAAAAUUCAGCUGAAAAGUCUCCCAGAGCAGGGGGGUGUCAGGCGCAGACCGGACCUUGCCUGCUGUCACUCCCAAGGAGCUCACAGCGUGGACACCCUCAGUACCAGUUUGCACUAAAGGGUCACUGUUGUAACAGUACUCGCAAAUGCAAACACAGUCAUUAGUGCUCAAGUUUACCUUUGCAGCUUCUCUAGAAGCUUCAUGGAAAAGUGUUACACGUUUAUACUGCAUCAGUACUUGUUACCCUAACGGGGGGGGUGAAAAUCACACAAAGCACAAAGCUUUAGCGAGCUAAGAAUUGGAUUUUUACUCUUAAAGGGGAUUAACAUUAGAAAAACAGAAUUCUAAACCCUGUGCUAUUCCAGAAAGAUAAAAACAAGACCAGUUAUACAGCUGUUACUCAGUUUUACCAUACCGAUGAGGCUGUCCUGAGCUCCUGUGGAAUCAAAUUUUUAACAACGUAAAUCGGCGUCCGAGGACAACCCUUCCUAUUCCCCAAGCUUUCCUGCCAGGAAAGGCCAAAGAUUCUUACUGUCUAUUCAGAGAUGAUAUCCAUUUCUUUCUAUAGGACUGUGAGGAAGCAGAGAGAGAGGGGGAUUUCUGGCUGCUGUAAGCCUUCUCAGUCUUUUCAACCACAAACUUUCAGUGGAUCACCACAUUGAAACAUUCACCGUGACCUCUGCUAAGGCACUUCAUGAACCUCUUGUAAGCACAAGAGGAGGAGAACCAAAAAAAAAAAACACCAUCAAAAACGGAA